AUGAUAAAGCACCAGGCACCACAUGUACAGGUUAAUAAUGCUAAUGGGGGGUAUGGCUAUCAAGAUACUCGGAUGCAGUUGUAUUCACCUGUUAAUACUCUGGAAGAGCAAACUAGGCAAUUUUCUCUAAAUAUUCCUCGUGCAAGGGAAGAAACUCUCUCCAGACAUUCUAUUUUGAGCCCGAAUGGACUUCGUGGACAACACCCAGCUCCUACCUUCAAUGUUGCGGUUCGUUAUCCAAGCAAUAUAGAUUUGUCACCAGUGGAAAUCCCAAGGGAGAAGAAGCUUCAUUUGUUGGAGAAUGGUGCUUCAGUUGAAAAAAUUAGCAGCAACUUAGAACAUGAAAAACCAAGUAAACCCCCCCCUAUUCAGAUGGAGAUUAUAAGACAGCCCUCCCCACCUCCUGUUUUAGCUGAAGUCCAAGAUUUGAUUCCUACAGCAUCACCUCCAGUCACUGAUGCAGGGCCUGCUUCCUUAAAAUUAAAUUCCACUGAUGGUGUCGUUGUUUCUGAAUCCCCCCUCGAUCAUGUUUCAACAUUGGAAAAAGCGAUUGCAUCCGCGAAGGUGACAAGGGAACGAGCAUUGAGAAAUUGGGUCUUUGAUGAAACUGCUGGAAACAUUCAUAGGGAGUUUGGAUCUGGCUAUCCUGGAGGUAAUCAGUGUGCGUCCAUUUAUGACAUUCACCAAUAG
This is a messenger RNA of Lactuca virosa, 690 nucleotides long. NCBI's taxonomy places the organism in Eukaryota, Viridiplantae, Streptophyta, Magnoliopsida, Asterales, Asteraceae. The record is from the annotation of a GenBank genome assembly.